Camellia sinensis is the source of this 663-nucleotide messenger RNA. Lineage: Eukaryota; Viridiplantae; Streptophyta; Magnoliopsida; Ericales; Theaceae. The record is from RefSeq and is a predicted model, not a curated record.
AUGACCUUGAAAAAAGAGUGGCAAGCGUGGACAAAGUUGAUGGAUUCAAGCAAGGGAGUGUCCGGGAUAGGCUUUGACUAUGACACCGAGUUGUUUCAGGCACCUGACGAGUGGUGGGACAAGAUGGAAUCAAUCAAUAAGGCGUGUGCGAAGUUCAGGAAAAAAACUUUGGAACACCGUGACUUGAUGGAGACGGUCUUCAUGGGGGCAUCAGCUACUGGGAAGCAUCAUUGGACCCCGGGAGAGAACCUUCCCGAACCUGCUGAGGACUCAUCUGAUUCAGCAAAAAGGAGAAAGACGCCAUCAACAAGUGUUUCAAAGUCGAAGAAGGGAACAAGUGGUGCGUCCGUUAUUGCGGAAAGCAUGAACAGAAUGACAGAUGUGGUGCGUUCGAAGAAUCAGCAGGUCACGGUGAGGCACCUCACAGGCAACGAAUCGCUGUACACUAUUUCCGAGUGCAUGCAUAAACUGAGCAGUAUUCCAUUCCUAAUUGCUACACCGUUAUUCCACUUCGCCUCCACACUUAUGGAUAACGCCGAUUACCGGGAGGUCAUGAUGUGCCAGCUUGAUGACGACCGCAUCAUUGGAUGGCUUACACAGAAGCAGCUCCAGUGUACUGCGUCGGCGCCUUUUGCAAACCUGUUUGGGGGUCGCCGGAUGUGA